This is a messenger RNA of Brassica napus (rape), 2223 nucleotides long. Its product is annotated as pentatricopeptide repeat-containing protein At5g43790-like. The transcript has a single exon. The coding region runs from base 669 to 2060 and encodes 463 amino acids. Gene Ontology annotation, molecular function: RNA binding; protein binding. NCBI's taxonomy places the organism in Eukaryota, Viridiplantae, Streptophyta, Magnoliopsida, Brassicales, Brassicaceae. Gene Ontology annotation, biological process: RNA modification. The record is from RefSeq and is a predicted model, not a curated record.
UUAUGUUUCAGUUUGGCAACCUUCCUUAUGGCUUCCAGGUAAACACUUGGGUGGUUCCUCCGGUUGUUGCAAAUAGCCCAUCUAUUUUUCCUUCACUUCCAGUGGAGGAUGUGACAUGGGGAGGAGAUGACGGUGGGGUUGGCUGGUAAGCUUGACAAAAGAAAAUGGGUCAAGGAGUUUGCGAUUUUGGCAGCAAUGCCUUGUAAUACAUCUGAAGAGAGACAAGUUCGAGAUGAGAAGGCCUUUCUACUCCAUAAUCUAUUCGUUGACGUUUCGGUUUUCAAAACAGUGGAGAUAAUAAAGAAUGUAAUAGAGAGUAUGCUUUUGUAUGUUGUGUCAUGUUUCAAUGCAAAGUCACGAGCUUUUGUAUGCUUUUGUAAGCUUGUGUAUUAACAAAAUCACGGACUUUUGUAUACAAAGUCAGGACUUGUGUUAAAGUUUUUUAAAAACUCUUAAUUAAGAAACUCUUAAUUAAGAAACUCUCAAUGGAACACAAAAUUUAUGAGUUUUUUAACUAAAUUUUUUAACUAACUUUUAUUAUUAAACAAAUCAUUAAGAAACCCAAAUGGGGGUUAUAGGGUUAAUGAUGCUCUUAAAACUUGAGCUACUUCCUCAAGUACUAUGAGAAACUUUGUAAAAGUACGAGUAACUUAAACCCUUUUCUGCAAAUGACAUCUCCAAGCACAAGCAACAAUCACCGAUGCUUAAACCUGAUAUCAAAAUGCAAAACCCUCGAGAAUCUCAAGCAAAUCCACGGACAGUUCCUCACAAUCGGCCUCUCUCACCACACGUUCCCUCUAAGCAAGCUGCUUCUUUUAUCCUCCACCGUCUGCUUACCGUACGCUCUCUCUAUCUUCCGUCGCAUCUCCAACCCUUCCGUCUUCCUCUACAACACUCUCAUCUCCUCCAUCGUCUCCAAUCACCAAUCGACUCAAACCCAUCUCGCCUUUUCUCUCUACGCUCAGAUUUCGAGACCCAAUGAGUUCACGUACCCUUCUCUCUUCAAAGCAUCGGGCUUUCACCCUCGGUGGCAUCGCCAUGGAAGGGCUCUUCAUGCCCAUGUGUUGAAGUUUCUCGAACCGGUUAAUCAUGAUCGGUUUGUGCAAGCUGCGUUGGUUGGGUUUUACGCCAAUUGCGGGAAACUGAGAGUAGCUAGGUCUCUGUUCGAUCGAAUUACAGAACCUGAUUUAGCUACUUGGAACAGCCUUCUCGCUGCGUACGCUAGGUCCAGCGAAGGAGAAGGUGAGAUUGAUCUCGGUUUACACGAGGAGGGUUUGAGGUUGUUCGUGAAUAUGCGGAUGAGUUCGUGUGUGAGACCGAACGAGGUUUCUCUUGUAGCUUUGAUGAAAUCUUGUGCGGGUAUAGGUGAUCUUUGUGGAGGAGUAUGGGCUCAUGUGUAUCUCUUGAAAACUAAUCUGUCUCUUAACCAGUUCGUUGGAACUUCUCUUAUCGACCUCUACUCAAAAUGUGGAUGUUUGAGUUUCGCACGCCAAGUGUUCGAUGAAAUGCACCACAGAGAUACGUUGUGUUACAACGCCAUGAUCCGCGGUUUAGCACUUCACGGGUUUGGUUUAGAAGCUAUCGGAUUUUACAAGAACUUGAUCUCCCAAGGACUUGCACCGGACGAAGCUACAUUCCUGGUGACCAUAUCCGCAUGUUCGCACUCGGGUCUAGUUGAUGAAGGUCUUCAAAUUUUCAACUCGAUGAAAGCCGUUUAUAAUAUCGAGGCUAAGGUUGAGCACUAUGGAUGUUUAGUUGAUCUACUUGGCAGAUCCGGAUGGCUGGAAGAAGCUGAAGAAUGCAUCAAGAAGAUGCCGAUGAAGCCCAACGCGAUGUUGUGGAGAUCGUUUCUUGGAUCGGCUCAAAUCCACAAUGACUUGGUGAGGGGUGAAAUUGCGCUAAAGAAUUUGUUGGGGUUAGAAAUUGAAAACAGCGGAAAGUAUGUGCUUUUGUCGAAUAUUUAUGCCGGAACGAACCGUUGGGAUGACGUGGAGAAGACCCGGGAACUUAUGAAAGACCACCGUGUUAAUAAAUCUCCAGGGAUUAGUACUGGUAAUUAAUUAAGUGCAAUUAUACCACAGAUCAUUUUGAGUUUGCUUUAAUUUGCCUAUUUAUUUGAAUUUAGAACUUGUUGAUUAGAAAAAGGCAUGUUGACAACUCGAUACGUGUAUCCCAAAACUAUUACAAAAUAGUUUUAUAAUUAGUGUAGAUGGUUGGAAAAUA